AUGUCCGGUGUUCUUCUGCGAUUAUGUUCGAGAUGUGGAUUGAGAACAUCACGACAUAUAUCACUGCUGGCAAAGAGACAAUCUGUACUAUCUACUUCAUCAACUGCGGGUAAUGUUGUGCAGAAACGCAACAUACUUUUUAAAAUGGGUAAUGAAACACCAUCACGAGUUGUAGGAUAUUAUGUCGUACUCCCCCAUAUUCCUGAUGAAACCGUCGAAAAUAAUACAUUCAUGUACAAUAUCGCCAAAGGCGAAGAUUGGCCAAAACUUGCUACCUCCACUCCAAAAGAAAUGUAUGAGGGAACAGUAAGAAUGCUAAUGGAAUAUGGAGCCACUUGUAUGGAACACUUAGAAUUGCUGCAAAAAUUGCCUCCAGAAGAACGUACCUUUGAAACAGCCGUCGAGCCUCUUUUGACUGAAGAGUACGAUGUAGAUUAUGCGCUGCAAACACUUCUUCUGAAAAUGCUGACCGAUUGGCCAGACUGCAGUCGAAGGCUCUUCGACGCCGAUCUACAUCACAUCAAAAUAAUGAGCGCACGAGAUCAUAUGGAAAAGCUCUCGGAUACAGAAUUCCAAGCAACAAUCAAGCACCUUUAUGACACCAAAGAAGGUUUGACAGAGUGGCAAUUACGUCUGCUGGAGUGGUAUUUGUUAGAGGUACGUGCUAGUGGUUUAGACAAAACUGAUGAGAAAACCAGAAAGCUAAUCGGGUCUUGGAGCAAAUUUAUCGACGAAUAUCGCAGCAAGUACAUUUCUAACAUCAUGGCAACUAACGAUCAGGUUGUUUUUACGAUCACUGACAAGAAUAUGUUAAAAGACGCUCCACCACACGUACUCCAGAAGCUUGCGGUUGUAGCGGAACAGUGGGAAGAAGGACCUUGGCGUGGACGAAUGACUCCACAUACACUUCACCCAUUUAUGCAGUAUUGUGGUAGUCGACAACUGAGAGCGGAAGCAUGGGAAAAAUGGAUAAGCAAAGCGUCGUUCGAACAUGAUUUUUACAACAAUUCCGUUAUUGUAGAAGAGCUGCGUCAUAAUAACGAAGGUCUUGCAAAAACCUUGGGUUACUCUUCAGUAGCAGACCAUCGGCUCGCAAAUAAGAUGGCAGCUUCACCAGAAACAGUUCGCAACUUCUUGAAUGCGUUAAUUCGCCGCAUUCGACCUGUGUUUAUAGAUCGUAUGGAGUCGUGGACGGCGUUUGCGCAGGCCAAAGAGAUGAUGUCAGGUGAUUUACAAGCGCACGACAUGGCAUAUAUCUGUAGGAGAGAAGCAGAACAGCACUACGACGUUGAUCCACUGGAUUUGAUGAGCCACUUUCCAUUCUGGCCUACCUUCCACAACUUGACUAAUAUCAUUGGGCAUAUAUUUGGGCUGCAGUUUAAGGACAUCACUGAGAGUGGUCUGGAGCGUGCACAUCCCGAUGCAAAAAUAUUCUCUGUCAUGGACAUUACUACUACCGAACAUUUGGGGAGACUUUACAUAGAUCCUUAUGAUAGGGAAAGCAAACGUGGAGGAUGGAACACGCUCUUAGGUCGAAUGGAAUCUCAAUCUCGUGGUUUGGAUAAGAUCAUCUACCUUGUUGGAUCAGCCAUUGCCCCAACGGAGACCUCCCCAUCACUUCUUCAUCACCAACAGUUGCAACAGCUUUUAUUCCAUGUGGGCCGCGCCAUACAAAUGUUGCUGUCACGAUCACCUUACCGGGACAUUGCAAUUCCAUGGGCACCGUUUUACGCAAGUGAUUGGGACGCAGUCGAUAUGUUCCCUGCAUUUCUACAAUUCUUCGUCUACAAACCUACACUGCUACAGUCACUCAGUUCUCCACACUUGGCAAACGGGUCAACAAUCUCUGAUGAACAAGCCAAUAACAUCUGCCUAGCCCUUUCAAGAGCCACUCUUUGGGACUCUUACCGCACCUUAUUCUGGUCAGACUAUGACCUAACAAUCUUCGAAAUGGAAGAGAGAAAACAGAAGUUUUGGCUGGAUCUAUACCGAGAAAUGUCCAAAGAAUACUUCCCAUUCAAGCCAGGAAGGAAUGACUAUCAUCCAUGCUCGUUUAUACCUAUUUUCGGACUACAACCUUACAUGGGCAUGUACUAUAGGAAAUUAUGGACAGAGAUGCUAGCAUUGGACAUUCAUGAAACAUUUGACUACGAGGAUGAUGUAAUGAAAACUGGUGAGCGGCUCAAAACAACAGUGCUUUCAAGAGGAUCAGGAGAUGUGGCCAAAGAACUUUACCGGAGAUUCCAGGGCCGCGAUCCUAGCGUUGGUGCUAUAUGUGAUUUCUACGAUCCUCCAUCCUUCUACCAUUUAGAAAGUGAAGCAGUGAAGUGUUUCCUCUAUCUAGUGGCGUUCACCGUGAUGUCCACUGCGGCUCCGACAUCGGGUGGUGAUACAAAAUCACCUGAGACAACGGUGGUCACAGAAGUGCCGCCAAGUUUACACAGAGCUCUAUUGAUGAUGGUCAAGAAUUUUUUCUCAAAAGAGCAUUACCUUGUUGUGUACUACAUAAUGAGAUCUGUUUGUAUACGAGAAGAGAACCUGCGAAGUCGUCUGAAUUUCGACCAAAAACAUCUGAGGCAGCUUCUUGCUGCGCUCAAGAAUGAGAAGCUUGUGAAAGAUCGGCUACUUCAGCAGAAAAAUGAAACCGGAAGAAAUGUUUCAGUAAUAUUUUAUUUCAUAAACUACCGAGCUAUUGUUAAUGUUCUCAAAUACAAAAUCGAUCAUAUGAGACAAAUGCUCGAGGCCCGAGAAAAGAACGAGCUACAAAAGGCCAACUAUAAGUGUGAACAGUGUGGCGCACAGUACGAAGACAUGGACAUAGACAGGAUAUUUGAUCCUCAAACUGGUACACUAAAAUGUUGGCGGUGUCAAGGCGACGUUACACAAGAUAUCACUGGAGGACCGACACAAGUCACGAGAACUCUUUUGGCACGAUUUAACGAGCAGAUGUUACCUCUUUUCGCUGCAAUACGAGAACUUGCGGGUAUCCAGUUAGCGCCACACUUGCUAGAACCAGACAUUAACCAAUACCUCGCAGAAGAAGACAAAGCUGCCGAGCCUCAGCAACAAUUACUGGACUUUUCCACAUCAGCUGGGGGAAAUCGCGCGCAACUGGGUGGUGUUGCACACUCAUUUAGUUCUGGACCAUCUAUAAAAUACGCGAAUGCCGAUCAGAUUACAGUGGACCUAAAUGCUGACGCGAAUAGCAAGCCCGUCGAAGAGGCUAAGGUCGUGCCAACUUGGCUUCAAGAUGACGCCAUUGGUGGUAGUGAACAAGAAACAACAACAGACACUCUUUCCACUGGAACGGACAGUGUGACAAAUAUGCCACAUACAUCGUCAUCUGUGUCGCUGAGCCUAAUGGCAGAAUUAGAAGGGGUCACAGACGAACCAGUUGCGAAGCGGCCGCGCACUAGCGAAGGUGAUAAUGAAGCUAACAGUGCUGAAACUGGAGCAGAAGAGGACGAUGAGGAGGAUGAUGACGAAGAAGAAGAGAUGAUUUCUGUGGCGGGAAAAAUGGUUCCACUGAGCGAAGUGACCUCCGAAAUGGUCGCCGAGAUGACUGAAGAAGAACGAGAUCGAUAUGCAGCCAUUAUGCAGGAGAACAUGUACUAUUAA
Necator americanus (New World hookworm) is the source of this 3618-nucleotide messenger RNA. RefSeq lists its product as uncharacterized. Bases 1 to 3618 code for a protein of 1205 amino acids. Lineage: Eukaryota; Metazoa; Nematoda; Chromadorea; Rhabditida; Ancylostomatidae. Gene Ontology annotation, cellular component: transcription factor TFIIE complex. Gene Ontology annotation, molecular function: metalloendopeptidase activity. Gene Ontology annotation, biological process: proteolysis; transcription open complex formation at RNA polymerase II promoter; transcription initiation at RNA polymerase II promoter. The transcript has 31 exons. The record is from RefSeq and is a predicted model, not a curated record.